This is a messenger RNA of Debaryomyces tyrocola, 195 nucleotides long. The record is from the annotation of a GenBank genome assembly. NCBI's taxonomy places the organism in Eukaryota, Fungi, Ascomycota, Pichiomycetes, Serinales, Debaryomycetaceae.
AUGACGAACUGGAAUAGGUUAAUAAGAUUUGUCGCUGAAGAUGGCAAAAUUUACAGUGGUGAACCAAUAGUCACUGAAUCCGAUUACGAUGUUGGAAAACAAUUCAGCGAAAGUAGAACCAUUAAAGCUAAGGUUGUUGUUGGUGACAUCUUUGACGAUGCCUUGGUGACUGAUGAAGUAUUAGCAGUUAAGUAA